AAGCAUUCGUCUUGGUGUUGUAUAUUAAUAUGAAUACAACUUUGACGUUAAUAUUUCAAUAUGGAUAUGGCUGGAGGCAUUUAUAGAGAGGGUUUAGGCCUUUUAAGUCCUUUGGAUUUUAGGACAUCUGUCCGUUCACCAUCCUUAGCCUCGCUUGGCCUUAUAUAAGUCGAUGAGAUCAGUUGUAAACUAUACUGUGAUGCAAAAGGAGUCGUUUGGCUAUAGAAAACAAACGUUUCUGUUUGGUCUAAGAACAUUCGAAAACAUAGGGGAAUCAAGAAUGUCAGCUAUAUCAUCGGUGUUGCUCCUUGUUGUCCUCUAUCUCCAAUCAGAGGUUCAUUCGUUGGCCACCCCUUCUAAUCAUGAUUUUAGCUACUUGAAAUUCAUACGCAAUGCCACUGAUUUUCCAUUGGAAGAUGAAUAUGACUACGUCAUAGUCGGAGGGGGCACAUCAGGGUGUCCAUUGGCAGCAACUUUAUCAGCAAACUACUCAGUGCUCGUUCUUGAAAGGGGAAGUCUUCCUACAUCAUAUCCGAACGUCUUGACCCAAGACGGAUUUGCAUAUAAUCUCCAACAAGAAGAUGAUGGAACAACGCCGGUCCAAAGGAUCAUGUCUGAAGAUGGUAUUCCUACUGUAAGAGGCAGGCUCCUCGGUGGCACGAGCAUGAUCAGCGCUGGACUAUACGCCAGAGCUAACAUAUCAUUUUAUAAUCAAUCAGGAAUUGAAUGGGACAUGGAAUUGGUUAAUAAUACGUACGAGUGGGUUGAGGACACUAUUGUAUACAAGCCAAAUUCAUUCCCGUGGCAAUCUGUUAUACGAGAAGCAUUUUUGGAGGCUGGUGGAUAUGAUCCGGACAACGGAUUCAGUCUAGAUCACAUAAAAGGAACUAGAGUCACCGGUUCAACUUUUGACAAUAAUGGAACGAGACAUGGAGCUGAUGAGCUGCUUAAUAAAGGAAACCCUAACAACUUGCGCGUUGCAGUUCAUGCUACAGUAGACAAGAUCAUCUUCUCUUCCAAUGAAUCAGGUUUGUCAGCUACAGGAGUCAUAUAUAGUGAUUCUAACGGGACAUCUCAUCGGGUAUUUGCAAACGCAGAAGUUAUAUUGAGUGCAGGAACACUUGGGACUCCUCAACUUCUACUACUAAGUGGCAUUGGCCCAGAAUCUUAUCUAUCAUCUUUGAAUAUCACAGUUGUUCGUGAUCAUCCUUUCGUUGGGCAGUUUGUUUAUGACAAUCCUCGUAAUUUCAUUAACAUUUUGCCUCCAAAUCCAAUAGAAGCCUCAAUUGUUACGGUUCUAGGCAUUACAGAUUAUUUCUACCAAUGUUCUCUCUCGAGCUUGCCACUUACUACUCCAGCCUACAGCCUUUUCCCCACUCCGUUGGUUGUAAAUUCAACUUUCGCCCACAUUCCUAGCAAAAUUCCAGGACCUUUGUCUCAUGGUUCUCUCACGUUGAAUUCAUCCUCUGAUGUGAGAGUCGGUCCAAAUGUCAGAUUCAACUACUUCUCAGAUCCGAUGGACCUUGCUCAUUGUGUUAGCGCCAUGAAAAAGAUGGGUGAUUUAUUAAUGACAGAUGCAUUAAAACCAUAUAAAGCCCGAGAUUUGCCGGGCAUAGAAGGUUUCAACUUUUUGGGACAACCAUUGCCAAAGAACCAAACAGAUGAUGCAUCCUUCGAAACAUUUUGUCGAGAUACAGUAGCCUCGUAUUGGCAUUACCACGGUGGAUGCCUUGUCGGGAAGGUGGUUGACGGCAGUUUCCACCUUAACGGGAUCUACGGAUUACGCGUUGCUGAUGCCACCCUAUUUCCUGCUGCACCAGCAAGCCACCCUCAGGGAUUCUAUUUGAUGUUAGGAAGGUACGUGGGACUUCAAAUUCUGAAAGAAAGGUCAACUUGGGGAAUAUUGUUGGAAAAAUAGGAUCUAAUUGCUAUAUUAAAUCACAU
Molecule: messenger RNA, 1944 nt
Organism: Pyrus x bretschneideri (Chinese white pear)
Lineage: Eukaryota; Viridiplantae; Streptophyta; Magnoliopsida; Rosales; Rosaceae
Product: (R)-mandelonitrile lyase 1-like
Exons: 5
Coding region: 173-1918 (581 amino acids)
Molecular function (GO): flavin adenine dinucleotide binding; oxidoreductase activity, acting on CH-OH group of donors
Source: RefSeq, a predicted model, not a curated record